AUGGCUGAUCCAAACAAGCACGCUACACCGACCGCCCAGAACGACGGCGACGACGACGAGUGGGACAAGCGCAUUAAGCGCACCGGCUGCUUCGAGCAGAACGAGCGCCUGCUGAUCUGCCACGCCGACACCGGCGACUGGCGCCAAUGCGCCAAGGAAAUGCUGGCCUUCAAGAAAUGCAUGCAGCGCUUCCAGCACCAGAAUUAA
Molecule: messenger RNA, 207 nt
Organism: Linderina pennispora
Lineage: Eukaryota; Fungi; Kickxellomycota; Kickxellomycetes; Kickxellales; Kickxellaceae
Exons: 1
Coding region: 1-207 (68 amino acids)
Biological process (GO): mitochondrial respiratory chain complex IV assembly
Cellular component (GO): mitochondrial intermembrane space
Source: RefSeq, a predicted model, not a curated record